UAGUCUCACCCGAAAUUGCUUUAACUGAAAUGAAUUUAAUAAACGUGUAAACAGCAGUUUCGAUGCAUCAUUUUCGAUGAAAACAGUGAAUUUAACUCAACGAGAAACAAUACCACUGUCCAUUUUAAACAACGCGCGUUGUUUUAUUUAGGCAGGCACUAAUCAACACAAAGAUAAUUAUCGUUGGCCUCAAAAAAAUUAAAUUAGACGACAGAGCAUAAUUAUCAAGGUUAACACAGUUCCAUGCGUCCAGUCUUUUCAAAAUCAUAAAUGACCUUCAGCUACUGAAUCUCCACAGGCGAACACUGAUAAUGGGUAACCAUGAUGAUUUAACUGGUUGUUCGUUUGAAGUUCAUGGUAAAGUUCAAGGUGUAUUUUUUAGAAAGUAUGCAGCUGAAUUUGCGAAGGUAAAUGGUCUUGUCGGCUGGAUUAUGAAUACAGAAAGUGGUACUGUGAUAGGUGAAUUCGAAGGCCCAAGUGUAAGUGUUGAUGCAUUCAAACAUUGGCUUCGCAACAUUGGAAGUCCUAAAUCGCAAAUUGACAGGUGCCAGUUCAAGAACGAAAGAAGGAUAUCUCAGUUACAUUUCGAAAAUUUUAAUAUACGUCGCUAGUCCAAACAUA
This is a messenger RNA of Schistosoma spindalis, 621 nucleotides long. Lineage: Eukaryota; Metazoa; Platyhelminthes; Trematoda; Strigeidida; Schistosomatidae. The record is from the annotation of a GenBank genome assembly.